UUUCAAGUGUGAACUCAUUAAUAUUUGAUGUAGAGACACUGAUGUCAAUCACUACUUCCUUGAAGUUGCUUCAGCUCUUCCUUGCCUUUUCCUCCUUAGCAUAGGAUGCCCCCAACGCACUGUUCCCACUACAAAGAAUGGUGGAGCCAUGCAUUACCUUUAUCUGUGAAUUUUUUUUUUGCCACAAAGUCUCUCUCAGUCAACGGAGUCAACUUUUCAUGUAGCUUUGUUCAAUUAUACAAAAAGCAUCUUUGUUUCACUCUUUGCUCCACAAUCAGUAGCAAGCUCAUUGAUCCUUUUCCCCACCUCACAAAUGGAUUUCUCUCUUUUCCUUACCAUCGUUGCUGCUGCAAUAGGUUUCUUCGUGAUUCGAAGAUUCAGAUUCAAUCCAGAAAACAAUGAAAUCGAUACCUCGUCUUUGUCUCCAUCAUCACCACCAUCUUCUUUAUCUUCUUUGUCUUUGUCUACUUCAUCAACUCCAUCUUCUUUAUCUAUUUCAUCUUCUUCUCCUUCUUCUUCCUCUCAUGUCUGGAUACAUGAUGUCUUUCCGAGCUUCCGCGGGGAAGACGUCCGAAAAGACUUUCUCAGUCACGUUCAAAAGGAGUUUAAAAGAAAGGGAAUCACGCUAUUCAACGAUAAUGGGAUCAAGAGAGGGGAGUCCAUCGGUCCUGAACUCAUACGGGGGAUUAGAGAAUCUAAGAUUGCGAUCGUCUUUCUCUCUAAGAACUAUGCUUCUUCAAAGUGGUGUCUUGAGGAGCUGGCGGAGAUUAUGAAGUGCAGGGAGGAGCUGCGUCAAACUGUGAUGGCCAUUUUCUACAAAGUAGAUCCUUCUGAUGUAAAGAAGCUGACCGGUGAUUUCGGAAGCGUUUUCAGAAAAACUUGCGAGGGUAAAGGUGAGGAGGACAUUGGAAGAUGGAAACAAGCUUUGGAGAAGGUGGCCACAAUCGCUGGAUACCAUUCCUACAACUGGGAUAAUGAAGCAUCCAUGGUCGAAACAAUUGCCAGUGACGUUUCAAAUGAGCUCUUUAAUUUUGUGCCAUCAAGGGAUUUCGAAGUUUUUGUUGGCAUGAGAGCUCAUAUGAUAAAUCUGAAACCGCUGUUGCUCCUAGGCACCAAUGAAGUGAGGAUGAUAGGGAUUUGGGGUCCUUCUGGGAUUGGUAAGAGCACCAUCGCCAGAGUUCUAUUUAACCAACACUCUCAUCAGUUCCCGUUUAGUGUCUUCAUGGAGGAAAUCAAGAUACGUUAUCGGGGACCUUAUUACAAUACGUACAGUGCAAAAAUUCAAUUACAGAAAGAGUUCCUGUCCCAACUAAUCAACCAAAAAGAUAUCGAGAUUCAUCAUUUAGAAGUUGUGUCAAACAGGUUAAAAGGCAAGAAAGUGUUUGUCGUUCUUGAUGACGUGGACCAUUUGUUGCAACUACAAGCCGUGGCGGAAAAAGCUGAGUGGUUUGGUCCUGGAAGUAUAAUUGUCAUCACAACUCAAGAUAAAAAGCUUUUGACUGCUCAUGAAGUUAAAUAUAUUUACGAGGUCGAGCUUCCACCUGACAAAGAGGCUCUUGAAAUUUUCUGCAGGUAUGCUUUUGGUCAAAAGUAUCCACCUGAUGGCUUCAAAGAACUUGCCUGGGAGGUUACAAAUCUUGCUGGUAAGCUCCCUUUGGGACUGAGGGUUAUGGGAUCUCAUUUCAAAGGAAGGCCCAAGCAUGAAUGGGAAGAGGGACUGCCAAGGUUAAGAACUAGACUUGAUGGAGAAAUAGAAAGUACUUUAAAGUUCAGUUAUGAUGCCUUAUGCGAUGACAAUCAAGCUAUAUUUCUUCACUUAGCAUGCUUUCUCAAAGGCGAAUUGCCCGAAACUGUGGAAAGGUGUCUUGAAAAGAAUUUUGUUGGUGUGAAAGGUUGUCUUCGUGUUUUAGCUGAGAAAUCUUUCAUAUACUUCGAGUGGGGAUGUAUAAAGAUGCAUGAUUUGCUAGCACUUUUGGGUAGAGAAAUUGUUCGUAAAAAAUCCAUUCAUGAACCUGGGCAGCGCCAGUUUUUGGUUGAUGCUGGAGAUAUAUGCCAAGUACUACGUGAUGAUGCACUAGGUAGUCGAAAUGUUAUAGGCAUAGAUUUGGUCCUUCCAAAGUUCGAGACAGAGUUGAAGAUAAGUGACAGAGUUUUUAAAAGAAUGCCCAAUGUCCAAUUCUUAAGAGUCAAAUAUCACAGUAAGCCAUAUCCUCACAGCAUAGAUCCCGUGAGAUGUCUGCCCUCAAAUCUAAGAAUUUUGGAUUGGGAUUAUUUUCCGAUGACAUGCCUGCCUUCUAAUUUUAAUCCAGAGUUCCUGGUGAAAAUAAUCUUGACUAAAAGCAACUUCCUUGAGAAAUUGUGGGAAGGAAAUAAAACGAUUAGAAAUCUCAGAUCGUUGGAUUUGAAUGGUUCCAAAAAUCUAAAGGAGCUACCUAAUCUUUCAACUGCCACUAAUCUGCAAAGCUUGUCUCUUUUUGGUUGCUCAAGUCUUACGGAGCUCCCCUUUUCUAUUGGAAAUGCUAUCAAUCUCCGGCGUUUGGAUCUUAGUCAUUGCUCAAGUCUAGUGGAGUUCCCCUCUUCUAUGAAAAAUGUCACUACUCUCGAGCAAUUGCUUCUCUACGGAUGCGUACAUCUAGCUAAUCUCCCACCUUCUAUUGGUAAUCUCAAGAAGUUGUAUCUUCACAAUUGCUCAAGUUUGGUUGAGCUUCCGUCUUCUGUUAGAAAUUCCUUUAAUCUCAAGACUUUUUUUUCUAGUGGUUGCUCAAAUCUUGUGGAGCUCCCUCUGUAUUUUGAUAAUGCCAAUGGUGGCAAGAGAUUGAAUCUUAGUGGAUGCUCAAGUCUACGGGAGCUCCCCUCUUCUAUUGGGAAUAUGACUAAUCUCAUGGAGUUGGAUCUUAGUGGAUGCUCAAGUCUACGGGAGCUCUCCUCUUCUAUUGGGAAUAUAACUAGUCUUGAAAAGUUGUAUCUCAAUGGAUGUUCAAGUCUGGUAGAGCUCUCCUCUUCUAUUGGGAAUAUGACUAAUCUCAUGAAGUUGUAUCUGAGAGAAUGCUCAAGUCUGAGAGAGCUCCCUUCUUCUAUUGGGAAUAUGACUAAUCUUGAAGAGUUGAAUCUUAUUGGAUGCUCAAGUCUUGUUGAGCUCCCCUCUUCUAUUGGGAAUAUGACUAAUCUCAUGGAGUUGGAUCUGAGAAGAUGCUCAAGUCUACGGGAGCUCCCCUCUUCUAUUGGGAAUAUAACUAGUCUUGAAAAGUUGUAUCUCAAUGGAUGUUCAAGUCUGGUAGAGCUCUCCUCUUCUAUUGGGAAUAUGACUAGUCUCAUGAAGUUGUAUAUGAGAGAAUGCUCAAGUCUACGGGAGCUCCCUUCUUCUAUUGGGAAUAUGACUAAUCUUGAAGAGUUGAAUCUUAUUGGAUGCACAAGUCUUGUUGAGCUCCCUUCUUCUAUUGGAAAUAUGGCUAAUCUCAUGGAGUUGGAUCUGAGAAGAUGCUCAAGUCUGGUAGAGUUUCCCUCUUCCAUUGGGAAUAUGACUAGUUGUAAGGAGUUGAAUCUUAAUGGAUGCUCAAGUCUUGUAGAGCUCUCCUCUUCCAUUGGGAAUAUGACUAGUCUUGAAGAAUUGAAUCUUAAUGGAUGCUCAAGUUUUGUGAAGCUCCCCUCUUCCGUUGGGGAUAUGAGUAAUCUCAGGAAGUUGUAUCUCGAAAAUUGCUCAAAUCUAACGGUCCUUCCGAUCAAUAUCAACAUGAAAUCUCUUGAUGAACUUGUUCUCACUGACUGCUCCUCAUUGAAACUCUUUCCCGAGAUUUCCACAAACAUCAGAGUUCUAAAGCUCAGUGGAACUGCAAUAGAAGAAUUGCCUCCAUCAAUCAUGUCAUGGCCUCGUCUACGUGAACUUGUAAUCAAGGGAUGCACGAAGCUGGUGUCUCUUCCGCAGCUUCCGGACUCCUUAGAAUUCCUAGUCGCAGACAAUUGUGGGUCCCUCGAAAGACUCGAUUGCUCUUUUAACAAGAAAAAAUUUCAUGCGCUCAGAUUUGUCAACUGCUUUAAACUGAAUCAAGAAGCAAGAGACCUUAUCAUCAACACAUCGACAAGAGACCUUACAAUUUUGCCCGGAGAAACAGUGCCUACAUAUUUCAGUUACCGAGCCACCGGGAGUUCCCUGUCAAUGACGUGGAAUGGAUUAGAUACAGAGCACUUUCCUACAUCCUUGAGAUUUAAAGCUUGCAUCUUGGUGGUUUAUAAGGGUGAAGUUGAUGCUUAUGAUUGGGGCUGUCCUGAAAUAUGUUGUUGCAUCACGGACGAACUCAAUGGUGUUAAACAUUAUUCUCAUAGAUGGGUCAAAUGGCCUCCAACUUCAGGGGAGCAUCUGUUCGUAUUUGAAAUUGAAGACGCUGUGAGUGCCCCCGAGUUAGUCUUUGAGUUCGAAUACGGCCAAGAAAAUUGGGAGAUUAAAGAAUGUUGGAUACAUCCUCUGGAAACCUUGGCUCCCUCGUGUUAAUGGAACCUGUGAAAAACAAAUCACAUUUUCACUAAAUAACUUCUCUUUAGAAAACCUUACUUUCAAGUUGAUGAGCAUCUUUUGCUCUAUUUUCUCUAUUUGUAUGCAUAUGUCGGGUUUGAGUACGAAACAAAUGUGUCGGCAUAUAUAUGUAAUGCAUGUAUGUGCAUAAUUAUUCAUAAUAAUGAUGCAAUUCCUUUUA
Messenger RNA from Brassica napus (rape), 4688 nucleotides. Its product is annotated as disease resistance protein TAO1-like. Bases 314 to 4486 code for a protein of 1390 amino acids. Lineage: Eukaryota; Viridiplantae; Streptophyta; Magnoliopsida; Brassicales; Brassicaceae. Gene Ontology annotation, molecular function: ADP binding. Gene Ontology annotation, biological process: signal transduction; defense response. The transcript has 4 exons. The record is from RefSeq and is a predicted model, not a curated record.